ACCAGGGUACCACUCGCCCAAGUUGCUGAGGUGCCCCAACGACGAUGGCGCCUGCGCCUGCCCUCUUGCAGUCCAUCACCAUUCCACGCACAGAGACUCGCUCCACCCCGUCGCCCGCCUUCACAGUCUACGCCAUCCUCGUCACCUUGCCCGUGCGCAACUGGACCGUCUACCGGCGCUACUCGGAGUUUCUCGCUCUGCACCAGUCCUUUGGGGAUCGUCCACCUCCAGUCCCUUUCCCACCUAAGCACGUUGCCAAGAGUACACUCAAAGUCUUUACGGCUGGUCUGAGCGGGUUGUUGGGAGGUGGGAACGAAGAGGAGAUACAGAGGGAGAGAAAGGAAGGACUAGAGCGGUACCUCAAGACUAUCGUGGCUUCACCUGAGGCUACAUGGAGGGAGACGGAUGCCUUCAAAGACUUUAUAGAGCUGCCUAGGUCUACACCUUUAUCAGUCCCUUCGGGAUCUGGUAGCGCUUCUAACGGCGGAGUUGCGAGCAGAGGAGGCACGACAGGAACCACAUCAUACCGCCAGCAGUCGCACGCAGUCCACGGUUCCUACGUCCCACCCUCCGCCUCUAGCUACUCGACCACUCGGCGGCUCGGUCGUCCUGCACCCGCACAAGAGACUGAUGAGACCCGCCCCCUCGAUGAUGCCUCUCUCCUCGCUUCUCAGCAAUCUCAAUUUGACCGCCAGGACGCCCAGCUAGACUCGCUGGCGGCUAUCCUACGUAGACAGAAGCAGAUGGGAAUGGCCAUCAAUCAGGAGCUGGUGGAGCAGAAUGAGUUGCUAGAUACAUUGGAUGGAGAGGUGCAAAAUACACAGAGCAAGAUGAAGAAGAAUGAGAGUCAGAUUAGGAGGCUGGGAUGAGAAGCGUGAAUGGCGUCUCUCAGCACCUAUACCGUCGGGGAACUUCAAGGCGUCUUGCCCAUACGAGGACGCCCCUUCUUCUUCGAGUGAGUCAGAGUUCUCCCCUCGCGCUGCCCCCUGUGCUUCUUCCCAUCGGAUCAGGCCCUGGGCAAAGCAGCCUUUCGCCCUUCCGCAAGUCUCCUACCAUACUGUGAUAGAGCAGACUUUCGGGGCAAAAGAUCUGGGGACGAUGCAAAUCACUCCGAGUCACGAGCACUGCGAGCAUG
Microstroma glucosiphilum is the source of this 1135-nucleotide messenger RNA. RefSeq names its product Phox-like protein. The record is from RefSeq and is a predicted model, not a curated record. Bases 45 to 869 code for a protein of 274 amino acids. Gene Ontology annotation, cellular component: intracellular membrane-bounded organelle. NCBI's taxonomy places the organism in Eukaryota, Fungi, Basidiomycota, Exobasidiomycetes, Microstromatales, Microstromataceae. Gene Ontology annotation, molecular function: phosphatidylinositol binding. The transcript has a single exon.